UGCAGGACGUUAAAGUGAAGGCUGUCAUGAUGGAAGGUGUUCCUUAUAUCGAAUCCGCAGACAGGUGUGAUCCUGCUGGCCUUCGAUCGAACUCUAAACUCUGUCUCUCGAAGAUUUCAACAAUUUUGCAGACAUACAUAGGCUUGUUUGAGAAGAUGGGCGGUUCCUGUGACUGGGAUAAUAGUGACCUUAAAGAAGAAAUGUUAUACCUGCAGAAGCAUUUGAAGGCUCGUGGAAUCAAUGAGUCUGGGAAAAAAAUGGGUGAGGUGCAAGCAUGGAUGUGCCACAGUUUACCGCAAGCAGUCCUUCAAAGGCUCACGUCCUUCUCAUCAAUUGCUGCCCGUGUUUUUACUCCCGGAGACCCUGCCAAGCAUACAGAGGAUGACAACAGCUUUUUAGGAUGUGGUUUACAGUAAGAAAUUUCACAGCCCCACAUAAAAAAUCACUUGGGUCCUUAAACACAUGCCCACUUUCAUUUUAC
Erpetoichthys calabaricus (reedfish) is the source of this 481-nucleotide messenger RNA. Its product is annotated as interleukin-23 subunit alpha-like. Bases 27 to 416 code for a protein of 129 amino acids. The record is from RefSeq and is a predicted model, not a curated record. The transcript has 3 exons. Lineage: Eukaryota; Metazoa; Chordata; Cladistia; Polypteriformes; Polypteridae. Gene Ontology annotation, cellular component: interleukin-23 complex; extracellular region. Gene Ontology annotation, biological process: immune response; positive regulation of T cell proliferation; positive regulation of T-helper 17 cell lineage commitment. Gene Ontology annotation, molecular function: cytokine activity.